AUGAAAGACAUGAUAGUUCCAAUUAUUGCUGGAAUCUUAUCAGCUUUAAGAAGGGUGAUUGCACGACGUGUUUCACUCAAGAAUCAACUGAAAAGAAGGUUGCAUGCUGUAACCAUAACCUCUGCAACAUGUUUCCUUUUUCCUGUGGCUAUGUGGGACUUCAUCACAGGAUCAACUUCUGAUAAUACAAGUCAACUUCCAUUUUCGGCUUGGGCAUUCGGGAGCUUUAUUCUUUUUGGAGUUAUCUUGAUAUUCUACGUUGACAGCAUAGCAGAAGAAAGGCUGCAUAUGGUUUUCUCUUCUCCAAGGCACUUAAUGGUGGCCGGAGGUUGUAUGAUUAUCCUGGAGAUUUUCUAUCAGAUGGACUUCUCUCUGCCCGGCUUCUUAAUCUGCUGCUUAAUUCUGGGUUUCGGGAUCUACGAGGCAACAGCUUUGGAGCGUAGUAAGAAGGGAACUGAACACUUUGAUCCGUCAGAAGAAAUGUUCGAGGACAUGAAGUCUCCUCUCCCAACUUGA
Molecule: messenger RNA, 516 nt
Organism: Linum trigynum
Lineage: Eukaryota; Viridiplantae; Streptophyta; Magnoliopsida; Malpighiales; Linaceae
Source: the annotation of a GenBank genome assembly